Messenger RNA from Didymella exigua CBS 183.55, 1041 nucleotides. RefSeq names its product SET domain-containing protein. The transcript has 3 exons. The record is from RefSeq and is a predicted model, not a curated record. Gene Ontology annotation, molecular function: protein binding. The coding region runs from base 1 to 1041 and encodes 346 amino acids. NCBI's taxonomy places the organism in Eukaryota, Fungi, Ascomycota, Dothideomycetes, Pleosporales, Didymellaceae.
AUGUCUGCUCUCAGCGACAGCGCCAUUGCAUCAACAGACAACAUCCCAGUUGCGCCUGAAAACGAUUACUACACCAUCCGCGCGCUCCCCGGCAAAGGCUACGGUUGCAUGGCCCUCUGCCAAAUCUCACGCGGCACCCGGAUUCUGACUGACACCCCCCUACUCAUCGUCCCCAUGGCCAACUACAUGAAGGCUGACAUCGAAGCCGUCUUCUCCUCGCUCACCGAGGAACGGAAAAAUGCAUACUUCACUCUCCACAGCGGCCACGGCCAACUUCUCUCAAACUGGCCGAGCAAAAUCCACUUUAGUGUCACCGGCAGGGAAAGACAGAGGAUCGAGGAGCAGCAUGCUGCGCGAACAGGCAGCGAAGCAACAUUGAUUUCCAUCUUUCAGACAAACUGCAUGGAGAUGGGCACUGGCGCUGCAGUCUUCCUUCACACCUCACGCUUCAACCAUAGUUGUAACCCCAACGCUUGCUUCAGCUGGAACGCCAGUAUAGGCAAGGAGACUAUCCACACCAUGCGCGAUAUCAAGGCCGGCGAGGAGAUCACCAUCAGCUACGUGGAUAUGGAGCACGACAAGCGACUCCGUGCGUGGGAGCUCAAGCACUAUGGCUUCGUGUGCGAUUGCCCUGCUUGUGGGGACGAAGGGGACGAGACGAGCAUCGCGUACAAGAGCGCGGAGAACAGGCUGCAAAUCCAGGAACUCGACCGGGAGACUCGUUUGCUGCGAGGCUUCAGACUCACGGAGGGAUCGAAACAGCCUGACUUUGCAAACAAGUUACUGAAGACGGCCGUCUUGCUGCAGAAGGAGGGGUGCUGGGACGCCCGGCUCGCUGGCGUGUUCCUCGAUAUUGCGCUGGUGUGUGAGUACAAUGGCGACUUCGGGAUGGGCGUCGUGGCUGGGGGAAAGGCGGUGCAGAUCAAGAAGGACUGUCAGGGUAUUGACUUCCCGGACUUCAAGAAGUAUGCUGAGGCUGUCGAGAGGAUCAAGGCUAGUAGGAGACGGGAGAUGGGUGAGGCGAACGGAUGGCAGGCCUAG